UGAAAAUGACAAGAGUUAAUCGUGGCCGUUAACAAAUUACGAUCAAAACGAAGAUCGUCACCAUCUUAUAACAGAAUAACCCAAAUGGUACGCGAGCUAGAGACUCUCUAGUAGAGAGAAAGAGAGAGAAACACAAACACGCACACAUAACGAGUGAUUUUAGAGAGAGAUAGAGAUCUGGAAGGUGACGUCGUAGGAGAUUAUGGCGGCGGUUAGGAGAAGAGAACGAGAUGUGGUUGAAGAGAAUGGAGUUACGACGACGACGGUGAAACGAAGGAAGAUGGAGGAGGAAGUGGAUUUAGUGGAAUCUAGGAUAAUUCUGUCUCCGUGUGUACAGGCGACGAAUCGCGGUGGAAUUGUGGCGAGAAAUUCAGCAGGAGCGUCGGAGACGAGUGUUGUUAUAGUACGACGGCGAGAUUCUCCUCCGGUUGAAGAACAGUGUCAAAUCGAAGAAGAAGAUUCGUCGGUUUCGUGUUGUUCUACAUCGGAAGAGAAAUCGAAACGGAGAAUCGAAUUUGUAGAUCUUGAGGAAAAUAACGGUGACGAUCGUGAAACAGAAACGUCGUGGAUUUACGAUGAUUUGAAUAAGAGUGAGGAAUCGAUGAACAUGGAUUCUUCUUCGGUGGCUGUUGAAGAUGUAGAGUCUCGCCGCAGGUUAAGGAAGAGUCUCCAUGAGACGGUGAAGGAAGCUGAGUUAGAAGACUUUUUUCAGGUGGCGGAGAAAGAUCUUCGGAAUAAGUUGUUGGAAUGUUCUAUGAAGUAAGUUUUUUUUUUUUGAUUCAAAUCUUUUAAUCGAAUUUUUGAAACUGAUAAUGAAUUUGUUGUUAGGUAUAACUUCGAUUUCGAGAAAGAUGAGCCACUUGGUGGAGGAAGAUACGAGUGGGUUAAAUUGAAUCCAUGAAGAAGACGAUGAUGAUAAUGAUGAUCAUUGUUUUCACCAAAGUACUUAUUAUUUCUCUUCUGUAAUAAUCUUUGCUUUGAUUUUUCUUUUAACAAAAUCCAAAUGUAGAUAUCUUUCUCUCGAAUAAUCAAUAACAUGUAAUUCAACUUUUGUUUGUACUUCCUUGAGGUAAUUAAUUAGAUUCGUGUUUUUCUCGAUUAAUAAACUAUAAGUUUAUAACUCUAAGAGU
Molecule: messenger RNA, 1130 nt
Organism: Arabidopsis thaliana (thale cress)
Lineage: Eukaryota; Viridiplantae; Streptophyta; Magnoliopsida; Brassicales; Brassicaceae
Gene: KRP2
Product: KIP-related protein 2
Exons: 3
Coding region: 203-763 (186 amino acids)
Biological process (GO): regulation of cell cycle
Cellular component (GO): nucleus; nucleoplasm
Molecular function (GO): cyclin-dependent protein serine/threonine kinase inhibitor activity
Source: RefSeq, marked reviewed